AUGACUAAACAAAGUUCAUCUGUAAGUUUUUCGCUUUUCUAAAUUUCGAACCAACUUUCCAAAUUCAGGAAGAAACUAAAAACGAUUCGAAACUUGUCGAUGAUCCGGACAGUGUAUUGAAUGAUAAAACAUUGAAAUUGAAAAUGCCGGCAGAAUUCAAUGAGACAUUUUCAGUCAAAAAACCAAUUGGAGUUCGAGUUCAUAAAGGGGAUUGUCGGGUAAGAUUGGACUGAAUUUUAUGAUUUUUUUUAAGAUCAAAACUAUUUUAUAGAUAACCCACGUGUUAGCCGAGAGUUCGUUGAAUGGAAAAGUUUUUGUUGGUGAUAAUAUUUUGGCGGUUGACGACAAAAUAAUGACAAAUGGCGAUGAUUUGCAAAAAAUUUUGCAGAGUAAUUCGGAGGUGAGAAAUUCCAUGGAUUCACUAACCACAAUUAAACGGAUUCUGACAGUCCGAAUCCUCUCAACUAUUUGAAUGUUUCCUAGAAAUCCGAUUUUUGAAAAUAAUUUUUUCCAGCGCGCCAAGCUUUCAAUCCGCCAUAAUAUGUGGUCUUGGUGUGUUCAUUUGCGAACCACAGUUCAAAAAAUCAACAUCGACAAAGACGUUGAGAAAUGCACAUCAAACCCAGUCAUCAAUUAUUUGGUAUUGAUACGAAUGAAAAAAACGGCAGAUGUUGCAAUGUCGAAUUUUGGACUAAUGGUUCAAUAUGACAAUCGAGAUCGUUUAGAAGUUGCAUCUGUUGCACCACACAGUCUUUCAGCUGUUCAUUUGAGACCUGGUGAUGUAGUUCGAGAAUGUAAUGGACAACGAAUUUGUAGCAAAUCAAUGCUACGAUAUUUGAUGAAUUCAGCGAUUCUAAAAACUGGCCAAUUUACAUUGUUGAUUGAGGCACCGAUUUCAGAUUCAGGAAUGGAUCAAGUUGAAAUAUCAGAUGAUGUUGUGCAGAUUGCUGAUAAACAAAUUGCUGUUAUCAAAUCUCGAAAAACUCCAGCAAUUGGAAAAGGAGCACUGGCAGCAACCAAAAAAGGAUCAACAAAAUCAUUGGUUCGAGCUGAAAUUGCAAAAACAAAAGCAACAAUUCAUCCGAUUGUCAGCGAUUUGGAUCCAACAAAAUUGAAGCCAUGUAAGAAUGCCAAUUGA
This is a messenger RNA of Caenorhabditis angaria, 1138 nucleotides long. NCBI's taxonomy places the organism in Eukaryota, Metazoa, Nematoda, Chromadorea, Rhabditida, Rhabditidae. The record is from the annotation of a GenBank genome assembly.